Molecule: messenger RNA, 492 nt
Organism: Trichophyton benhamiae CBS 112371
Lineage: Eukaryota; Fungi; Ascomycota; Eurotiomycetes; Onygenales; Arthrodermataceae
Exons: 2
Coding region: 1-492 (163 amino acids)
Source: RefSeq, a predicted model, not a curated record
AUGGUCUCGGCCCAAGAAUCAAGGCUGAGAAGCAUGGAUAACUUACAAAUCGGCAGCGAAACCCCCACAAGGGCACCCUUCUGUAAAGAGCGUCCUAUGUUAUCAACAAAAUUUCCGAGUAUUAUCCCGAUUGCCAUCGCUAGAAAGAUCCAUAAGGCCAAAUAUCUGUCUAGAAUACCCAGGUUUCUAAAUAUCGAUGUUGGCUCCUCUCUUUCAGCCGAAGGAGAAUCCUGUGGUAACUUUUCAAUGUCUUUGAUUUGGCCUGGAGCCCCACCUCGACACUCCCCCAUUUCCGUCUCUGCUGCUGAAGCAGACAUAACUGGCUUGGGGUAUCAGAAUAAUGCUGUCGACAUUGACCGAGAUAAGCAACACUUACGAAGCUACAACAACGCCUUUGGAUUAUUUGACUUUUACUUGAAAAAAAAAAGCCGAAGCAACUACAAGCUUAAAUCUCAGAAGAUGAAGGAAGACAAGACAGCUGUGGCUGACUAA